Messenger RNA from Silurus meridionalis, 1389 nucleotides. Its product is annotated as serine protease 27-like. Gene Ontology annotation, molecular function: serine-type endopeptidase activity. Lineage: Eukaryota; Metazoa; Chordata; Actinopteri; Siluriformes; Siluridae. The record is from RefSeq and is a predicted model, not a curated record. The transcript is spliced from 8 exons. Gene Ontology annotation, biological process: proteolysis. Bases 149 to 1144 code for a protein of 331 amino acids.
CGGACAGCUAACGGCUUGAAACUUCUGAUUUCCAGUUGCUUCUAUAACAGGCAAACUGUUACUCUAGUAAUGCAAAUUCACUUGCACGUUUACUUUCCGUCACUGUGGAAUCCAAUUCCUCGUCGCCACUGUAGUGUUUUUAUGGGAAAUGAAGAGAGAGAGAGACACGGAGCCGUCCAUUCACACCUUUACACCUGAAAUUCCUGUCCAACCAGUGACUAGUGACCCGAGCGAUUAUAAAAGACGGCAUGAUGAGGCAAAAAAACAGUGCAGUGCCAUGAGUGCAGAAAUGCUGAGGUUGCGGUGUGUGAUUGUGGCUCUGAUUUUACUUGUACAAGGUUCUCACGGCCAGUCAAGCAUAUGUGGCCGUGCACCUUUAAACUCCCGUAUCGUUGGAGGACGGAACGCCUUGCCAGGGGCAUGGCCGUGGCAGGUUAGUUUACAUAGCCAGCGAUACGGUGAACAUUUCUGUGGAGGAUCCCUCAUUAACAGCGACUGGGUAAUGACUGCAGCACACUGUUUUGAAAGCAUUGGCACCAACACCACUGGCUUGGUUGUGUAUUUGGGGAAGCAGAGUCAGGAGGGUUUUAACGCCAAUCAAAUCUCCAGACGUGUCAUCAGGAUUGUCCAGCACCCCGGGUACAACAGCAUCACUAAUGAUAAUGAUAUCACCCUGCUGCUUCUGAGCUCCUCUGUGACCUUCACCAGCUACAUCAGACCCGUGUGUCUGGCUGGUCGAGGAAGCAGUUUUCCUUCUGGAACCAGGUGCUGGAUCACAGGCUGGGGAGAUAUUUCUGUAGGAGUAUGGCUGCCUUCCCCUGGUGUGUUGCAGGAAGCACAGGUUCCUGUCAUUGACAAAACUAAGUGUGACAACCAGCUGGGACCAGGAGUAAUUACCAACAACAUGAUAUGUGCUGGACUGGUACAGGGAGGUAAAGACACCUGCCAGGGCGACUCAGGAGGUCCGAUGGUGACUAAGCAGGGUGCAGUCUGGGUUCAGGUUGGUAUCACGAGCUGGGGUGUAGGAUGCGCUAAUAGCAACUCACCUGGUGUCUACACAAAGGUGUCCCAGUACCAGUCCUGGGUAUCCAGCAUCACCCGAAUAAACCUACCUGGCUUUGUGAAGUCUCCCUCUGCAGGCUAGUCCAAGGUUCUGAUUCAGUCAGAUAGAAGACAGAAGAUGUGAAAAUGUACUGGUACAUGUUUAACACACACUUUAUGUUCUGUAUACUGACUUGUUCUUCUGCCAUUUAAAUGUAAACACAAAAAUAAUGACUUAUAAACUAUACAUUUGGGUAAAGUGAUGUAAUCUGAUGGAUCAAUACCUGAUACUGGAAUAUGUUUUUCCUGAUAUAAUUAACUAUAAUCUCUGAUAUGAAUAAAUAUAAA